This is a messenger RNA of Ahaetulla prasina, 5723 nucleotides long. RefSeq names its product elastin microfibril interfacer 2 (gene EMILIN2). The transcript has 8 exons. Gene Ontology annotation, molecular function: protein binding. The record is from RefSeq and is a predicted model, not a curated record. Lineage: Eukaryota; Metazoa; Chordata; Lepidosauria; Squamata; Colubridae. The coding region runs from base 310 to 3573 and encodes 1087 amino acids.
UGUGCGAACCGGAGGGCGGAAACUUUGGAAGAAGAAGAAGAAGAAGGAAAGAAGCGAGCGGGCCCGAGGGGAGAGUCGGUGGGAUUUCUUGCGCCGGUGGAAAAACUCAGCGGGAGAACUGAAGCGAAGGCAACCCGAAGUGAAGGGAGGGAGGAGAGAAAAAAAACUGGCGGGAGAAGAGAAAAGGCGUGUAAGAAACGGCGAAGCACCGAAUAGAGGAGCCGGCGGGCAGGCGAAUCCCACCACAGCGGCUCUUCGUCGCUUCCCACGCGAGUCAAGUGAGCUGGUGGCGCGCCGGUUCGGGCGAAAAUGGAGCUUCUCGCGAAACCCUUUGGCUGCGUGGUGGUGCUGGUCUUGUCUCUCGGGGGCUGCCUCAGCCAGGUCUCCCCCUACUCGGGUCCGGGUCGUUCGGGCGCCAGAAAUAAAAACUGGUGUGCCUAUGUAGUGAAUAAGAAUGUGACCUGCUCUGUGCUGGAUGGCACAGAAAGCUUUGUUCAAGUUCAAUAUGUAUGUCUUUGGAACCAAGAACCCUGCCCACAUGCUCCCAUGUAUCGAACAAGUUUGAGGCCUAAAUAUAUUUUAACAUACAAGAUGGUAACCGAAUUAGAGUGGAGAUGUUGUCCUGGAUACAUGGGUGUAGAUUGCAAAGAGGCUGUAGCUGAAAAGCCAAGAUCAAUAGCUUACCCAGCAGAACUUCCACCCAAUGAUAUGAAGCCAAGCUUGGAUUCUAGACCAAAGCAAAAACAAGAAGAUUCACAAGAUAAGAAAAUACAGUUUCUGGAGGAUGAAUUAUUCCGGCUUACGCAGACUGUGCUAGAACUUCAGUCUGUUAUAAGCAAUGUGGAUAAAAAUCCAAAAAUUACUGUGCAAGAAGAUGCAAGUCAGAGAGUAUUAUCUUGGUUGAACAACCUUCAUGACCAUCCAGGGUUGGACAGUACUUUGGAAGAAAAAACAGAGAAUACAUAUCCAUUGAAUACUAAUGACUCAUACAAAUCUGGAACAGAAAGACUAACAUCUGAAGAAGAUGAAAUAGAGGAUGGCCUGACAGCCAAAAUUAAUAGGUUGGAACAACUGAAUGGGAAAGUAAAUGACUAUGAAGGGCAAUUAAAGCAGCUCCAAGAAGCAGCCCAAGGACCAACAAUAACAAUGCCCAACAGUCAAUUGUAUCAGGAAUAUAUAGAUGCUAAAUUUGAAGCCCUGAGACAGGAAGUGUUGGAAGGAUUUGAGAAGAAAAUGGCAGAUCUGAAAAGUUCCUGCGAAUAUAAGCUGACAGGUAUUCAACAAUACUGUGAUGACCAUGAGGCCAAUUUCUUAGGACUUAGAGAAUCUGUUGCAGAAAAAGAAAAUGACCUAAAAAAACAAAUUCAAAAUCUACAGAAUGUUAUCAAAUUACCAUUAAACUACUCAUGUUGCAGUGAUGACAUUAGAGAACAGAUGAACACUUUGGAUAAAAAGAUAGAGAAAAUUGCAGAAGCAAAUAAAAUUUUAAAUGCCAGGAUAGAUAAUGAAAUAAAACAUAUUUCGACUCCAUAUUCAGAAGACAACUUUGAUGAAAAAUGGGAGGAAAUAGAAGCAAGGAUGAAUGUUACAGAGAAAAAUGCUGAAGAACAUUGCUUUUACAUUGAGGAAACGCUUCGUAAUGUUAUAGCUACUAAAGUAGAUGAAGUAAGGAACUUAUUUGAGAAAAAGUUCCAAGCAAUAGAAAGCAGACUAGGUUCUACUAUUCUUGAUAUUGCUAAUGUUACCAGUCCAGAUGAUAUAUAUACUACUCGAGGAUCAACACUGCAGAACAACUCAGAAUCUGAAAAUAAGCACAUUGUAUUGGAGAUUAAUCUUAUGAAGAAAAAAUUACAACACACUGAAGAUGUUUGCCAAUCUUUAUCACAGUUUUUGGAAAGUCUUCAGAAAGGAAUAGAAAACACUAACAGUAAAUAUGAUCAUUUAUUUCUGAAAACAAAAGACAAUUCUGAUAUUUUAAAAUCUUUCAAUAGUUCUUUGAGUGAAAAGUUCAAUUUAAUUAAAGGCACUCAGCGUGACAUUCAUAAACUUCAUAAGGAUCUGAGAAUAGUUCGGUUUGGUCUGAAUGCUAUUGAUAAAGAUGUAAAACUCCUUCAGAAUGGCUUAAACGGCUGUAAAGAACAACUUUUAGGUAUUAAUUCUACAUGUGGGAAGACACAGCUUGAGUUACUCAGAAAAACAGAUGAAAUACAGAAAAUGAUGAACAAUCAAACAAUGCACCAAAACAAUAAUUGUUGCAAUCACUUAAACAAAAAGAUAAAUCAACUGAAUGGGGAAGAAUUAUUUAACUUGACCAAAUGUAAGGAUAAAAUACCUGGCAUCUCAGACUUGGAAGAUAAAGUAUCAAAUGUUGAGAAAACUUGCAAUAAACUAGAUUCUGUCUCUAGCAGCCUUCAAAGGAUAAAGGAGGGAUUAAACAGACACAUCUCCAGUCUUUGGAACUGUUUCAAUCAGAUGAACACAACUGUAACAUCCCAUUCAAAAGAUAUUUUUAGCCUCAAAAAUUUUACCCAGCAGUUCAAUAGCCAGUUUCACAAAUUUGCCACUGAUCGUCAGGACCCGAAGAAAAUUCAGCCUUCUAUAUAUGAAAAACCAUCAGUGCCGUUAGCAAAGGAACAGCAAGGAGAAAUUCCUCAGAUACAUUCAGAUCCAACAAAACCAUUACAGUCAUCUCAGCCAGGCAAAUUUCCAGUGCCAUCACAAUCAAGGAUUCCUGUACAGUCACAAACAGAGGUAUAUCUGCAGCUAUCACAACCCCAAUCAGUACAAAUUCCAGAAUUAAGAAUACCUCUGCAGCCAUCACGUCCACAAAUAAUUAUACAGCCCCCAUUGCAAGGAAUACCUCUUCAGUCAUCAGAUUCCAGAAUCCCAAUGCAGCCAUCAAAACCAGGAUUGUCUUCUUUGCCUGGAUCAAAUGGGUUAUUGAUGGAAGCUGGACAGGCAGGCCCUCCUGGUACUCUUCUAAGAUCAAGAAAAGGACUGCCAAAAAGAAUAAAUGGGCAGGACGGCCAGAAUAACAUGCUUAUAUCUGAAGGAUACGCAGGGGCACCAGGUUAUCCAAACCCGCUCAAAACGCCACCUCCACAAGUAGGGGCUUUUACUUCUUUGGUGUCCUUCUCUGCUGGCCUCACAAAGAAGCCUUUCCCCGAAGAUGUGGGUGUGAUUCAUUUUAACAAAGUCCUUGUAAAUGAUGGAAAUUAUUAUAACCCUAACACAGGUUUCUUUACAUCUCCAUAUGAAGGUCGUUACCUAAUCACAGCCGUUCUAGUUCCUGAGAGAGGUGAAUAUAUUGAAGCAAUGCUGUCAGUCUCCAAUUCAAGUGUUACUCAACUUAACACAGCUGGCUAUAAGAAAGACCUACCUGAAUAUCGCAAGCCAAGAUCAGGGAAACGGAUUUGUGGUGGAACUGGGGCUUUUCAGCUUGUUCUCCAUCUCAAAACAGGUGCAGAAGUAGGCAUUGUGGUUACUGGGGGCAAGCUAGCUUAUACAGACUCUGAUGAAAUGUAUUCCACAUUCAGCGGAGUAUUUCUGUACCCUGAAAUUUCUCAGACCUGAGCAGAAAAUAGAACCUGAAUUAAAUAUCUAGAAAUUCAACCUGAAGAAAUAACAAAUUGAGAAACAUUAAUGUUGCUUUUUUCUAUUUUUCUCCAUUUCAAUAAUUUGGCUUAAGUGCAGCCCUUAUCUAUGUUUCUUCUCCUAUUUACCUUUUAUUUAUAGAGUAUGGUUAUUUAUGUAUAGACCCAAUUUGGUGUAAUUAAGGCAUCCAGCUAACAACCAGGAGACCAUGAGUUCUAGUCCUUCCUUAGACACAAAGCCAGCUGGAUGACCUUGGGCCAGUUACUUUCUCAAUCCUAGGAAGGAGGAAAUAGCAAACCACUUCUGAAAAAUCUUGCCAAGAAAACUGCAGGGACUUGUCCAGACAGUCUCUGAGAACUGGACACAACUGAAUGUAAGAAAAGAUAUAUGCAGACCAAGACAAGCUAUGGUUGCAUUAUAAAAUGUUCAAAAUACAUGUUUUGCAACAUUUGUGAAUAUCAGAGAGCUAUGAUGAUAAUAUAAUGGGACUUUAUUUAGAUUUCUAUAUACAUUAUUCUUAUGAAACAAUAUAUUUGAUAUCUUUUUAUUGUCUCAAUCAACUCAUUCAUUCUUUUUAUUACCUUCCUUUAGCUGUUGGGAGUUCACACUAGUAGUGUUGAUCACAGGGAUAUUUUGCAUGUUAAAAGGUACUUCAUUCCCAGAUUUCAUGACACUUGAUUAUCUCACAAAAUCUGAAAAUCUAAUGAAGAGGCAUCCAUCACUGUGUUCUAAAAUUAAAAGUGGUUGAGAUUUUGAGUGAUAGCCACAUUUCAUGAAAUCUUUAUGUAUGCACCUGAACUAGCAUGAAGGUUUGAUUAUUUGCAUAUUAAAAAUUAUGAGCAUUCUGUUCCUUGAAGGCUGCUUAUCUCAUUCAAGGAUGGGAACUUUAUUUCUGUUCCAAGGACAACACUUCAUCUUGGGUAAUUUGUCAUGGUCCAUCGGCCAAUGCUGAACACUGUAAGAGCUAGAACUGCACAAGGCUGUCUUUUUUUUCUACCUCUUAUCUCGUUUUUAAUGUAUUUUGUCAGAAAGUGAACAGAAUACUUCCAGAUGGCUUUUAAAAUUCAGCUUACACCUAUUUUUCUAUUCUUGAGUUAGCUGUUGAGAUCAUUGCAACAACUAUGUAAUGAGUCUUAUUGUCCCUCAUGCGAGGCUAAAAUUGAGAAGUUGGCAUGCAUGACUGCAUAAGUCAUACAAUUUGCAAAUUAUAGUUUAUAGCUUUGUAAUGUGAAAAUCGCCAUUAGUCAUGGCAUAUGGUUUAGUAGCUUGUCUGACUCUGGUCAAUUAUGUCUUAUUUAACACACAACAUUAAAUAAAGCAACACAAUUUUGAAUCUAGCAUGUUUAUUGCCUAUAUCUAGCGUAACACAAGAAAGAAUAAAAUUCAUUCAUAGCUUUAUCAUCUCUAUAAUACUGUUAUUUUCUACAGAAUUAUUUUAAUUUUUUCAAAAUUUCAUUUCCUUCUAUUAGUUUUCUACAAAUUCUACAUUACCUGAAUCCAUUUUUUUAAAAAAAAACAUAUCCAAUAUUUGCACCAGCUUCUACAAUUAUUAUAAUAAAUAUUUUCUUUUUUCCAGGACUUCUUUAAUGUUUUAUUAAUUUACAAGUUCACAAGAGAACACAAAACUCUAUUAUUCAUUCAUAUGACUUAUUUUUAGAGCAGACUAUGGUAAUAGCAGCCGGCCAAAUAACACUUUUCUUCUUCUAUUUUGUAAAUUAAAAAUGAUGCUAAGAGCUAGAUUUAUUAGUAUUUCUCAUUAAUCUUCUCUCUUGAGAUCUCAGAAAUAGUUAUGUCUUUCAUUGUUCCAUGAGCCAUCCCUGAAGAGUUGUUUCUAAGCAACAUAAAGCAAACUUCCUCCUGAAAGAUGAGCUCAUUUUAACCUGAUACAUAUGUAGAAAACUGUUUUCUAUCUUCAAACUAGAAGCAUUGUUUUUUUCAAAAUUUUAUGAAAACAUGUAAGAAAUUGUAAAUCGUUUUUAACAGUUCACUCAAGUGAAGCAAAAUUAUCACCACCCCAUAAGUGUAUUGCUUUCUGUUUUACCAUUUCACCUGUAUCUAUUUGAAUGCAAAGCUGGUAAUUUUAAUUUAUAAAAAAAUAAACUAUUCAGAUUUAUUGAAAAAUAACACAA